UGGAAUCCGCCUUCCUUCAUGUCGGUCAGACGCACGAAAAGAGCUGUCGCUGUCGGUCGGUCUUGGUUUGGUUCCUCUUCUUCCUCUUGUCCGGCCGGCUGGCACCGGCAGGAAGCCAUGGCCUCGAACGGGAGCAGCAGCACGGUGGUGGACGAGAUGCAGAGCAGCUUGGACAGGGUGCGGCGCCAGCUCUCCUCCACCUCCACCCGCCACCUCCUCCAGGGCCCUCUCUUGAAGCGAUCCGACACGCUAAGAAAGUGGAAUGAGCGCUGGGUCAUACUUGAUCCAACAACCGGAAAGAUAGAAUACAAGGUCCGUAGGAGUGACAAAGAUGUUAGGGGAGUGAUCAUGUUCGAUUCAACAAGCACAGUGACGUUAUCGCCUAUGAACUUCCAUGGACUGGCAAAAUACGAUGGAUGCUGUUUCUAUAUUGGAACUCCACAGAAAAAGGAAUACUUUCUUUGUGCAGAAACUCCCAGCGCUGCAAGAGCAUGGGUAUCCACUUUACAUGCGACUCAGUUGGUACUACAGGCUCAUAAGGAGGCGGUGAAUUCAUUGGGUGAGAAUGGUCCUGCAAAAUUGGGAACAGUUGCAACUGUUGUGGCUGUAGCCAAUGCCACUGCAAUUGAAGCAACAAAGGAGGUAGAAGCUGCAAUGAAGAUUUCCCUACGGGCAGCUUUGGGCUCAACUACAAAUAAACUUACCAAAGGUCAAUUAGAUGAUCUCACAAUAAUGAUGGAGACCCUUCGAGUUAAAGACGAUGAACUCCACCAGUUGUUGCAGGAUAUUCGUGCACGUGAUUCUACCAUCAAUGAGAUUGCAGAUAAAUUACAGGAGACUGCAGAAGCAGCUGAAACUGCUGCUUCUGCAGCACGUUCAAUUGAUGAAGAGAGAAGAUUUUUUACGUCAGAACUUGAACGUCUGAAACAAGACCAUGAGAAACAAGCUGAAUCAUCUUUGCUUAGGUUAAGGGAAUCGGAGGAGAAAGCAAAGCUUCUUGUUGAAGAGAGAGAUCGUUUGCUUACAGAGAGAGAUUCUGCUCUUCAAGAAGCUCAGAUGUGGCGCUCGGAGCUAGGAAAAGCUAGAGGAAAUGCUGUAAUUCUAGAAGCUGCUGUUGUCAGAGCUGAAGAGAAAGCUAGGGUCUCAGCAGCAGAUGCUGACAUCCGCAUAAAAGAAGCCAUGAGCCGACUUGAGUCUGCUAUCAAAGAAAAGGAGGAUCUCCUAGCCCUUGUGGAUGCUCUACGAUCUCAAAUACAAAGCAGGCAAGAGACUAGCACAAUACAGGUUUGUGAAGAGAGCUCGGAGCUCUGCUCUACUGCUUCGAAGCACAUGGAAGAUGAUAAUGUUGAUAAAGCUUGCGUAAGCGAUACAGAUCCAAUACCAGUUACAGAGAACAUUGUUGAGUUGGAUGACGAGGGAGUCGAUAUCCCUACAGUCAGGGACACUGAGUGGGAUAAUCCCCAUUCUUCUGAAGUGUCUGAUGUAAGGGAAGUAACCACAGAACCUGAAGAAAACAGCUUGGAUAUUCCUGUCGAUACUUGAUGACCAACCUUUUAUUUUGUGAGAAUUGCUUAGAAGGUUUAGCUGGACUCUGAACAUUCUUGUUCUCCGUGAUGAGUUGUACUAGUAGAUUCUCAUUUUAGUUCAUCAUUACAUUCUUGUUCAAGUUUCAGCAUGAGUUGCUGAACUUGAACCCCCUUUAAACGUGUGCUCUGUCCCUGCUGAAAUAAAAUAGCACAACUAUGUUGAGCGUGUGAGUGUAUAUCUGGACCUUCAUGUUUAGAAGGUCAUCUUUGCCCAUUUUUUUUCUCAUUCAGGAAAUUCUUGCUGUAUGCUGCAAACUGAGCGUCUGAGCCAGUAAAUUUGCACUAAUUCUUUGUAUUUAUGAACAAUAUAAAGAAGUAAAUUUGGGAUUUC
Molecule: messenger RNA, 1917 nt
Organism: Sorghum bicolor (sorghum)
Lineage: Eukaryota; Viridiplantae; Streptophyta; Magnoliopsida; Poales; Poaceae
Product: switch-associated protein 70
Exons: 10
Coding region: 19-1542 (507 amino acids)
Biological process (GO): receptor recycling; endosome organization; retrograde transport, endosome to Golgi
Cellular component (GO): recycling endosome; trans-Golgi network; early endosome
Source: RefSeq, a predicted model, not a curated record